UGUUUGACCUCAAAAGCGAUAGUUACAUUACAGCAUACAUACUCGGAGAGAGAGAGAGAGAGAGAGAGACAGAGAGGAACACGGAGGUUGAUUUUUUCAGUUUCUCACUUUCUUCAUCUUCAUUCAUGCUCUGUUUUCUCCGAUCUUCAAUCUCAUUUUCCGACUCGAAAUUUUGAUUUUCUAAGUUGAAUUUUGGCGAGGAAGUUGCAGUCUUUUCUCGGACAGAUUUGAUUGGCGAUGAAACAGAAAAUUGUUGAGUGAAAUAAGGUUAAUUUUUUGAUCGAGCAAAGAGAAAAAAACAGAGAUGAGAAGCGCGAACAACAACGCUCUGGAUACGAUAACCGCCGCUGCGACUGCGAUCGCGUCAGCUGAGAAUCGUGUGCCUCAAGCUUCGGUUCAGAAAAGAAGAUGGGGAAGCUUCUGGAACAUAUACUGGUGUUUUGGAUCUCACAGACAGAGCAAGCGGAUUGGACAUGCUGUUCUUGUUCCUGAAACAACUGCUCCUGGAACAGACGUUCCCACAACUGAAAAUUCAACCCAAGCACCUACAAUACCUCCUUUUGUUGCACCUCCCUCCUCCCCUGCAUCUUUCCUUCAGUCAGAGCCGCCUUCUUGUACACAGUCACCAGCUGGCACCUCUAUAUCUGCCAGCAUGUACUCUCCUGGGCCUUCCUUUAUCUUCGCUAUUGGACCUUAUGCCCACGAGACUCAGUUAGUCUCACCCCCAGUCUUCUCCACCUUUCCCACUGAACCAUCCACUGCUCCUUUUACUCCUCCUCCUGAGUCUGUCCAAUUGACUACACCUUCCUCACCUGAAGUGCCAUUUGCUCGGCUUCUUGACCCCAAUUACCAAAACGGUGAAGCUGGUCAGAGAUUCCCUCUGUCCCAAUAUGAAUUUCAUUCUUAUCAACUUUAUCCCGGAAGCCCUGUCGGCCACUUGAUCUCCCCCAAUUCAGGUAUCUCCAGUUCAGGCACCUCAUCUCCUUUUCCAGAUUGCGAGUUUACUCCUGGUGGUCAUCAGUUCAGAAUUGGGAAUCCUCCCAAUCUUUUGAACCUUGACAAGCUGUCUGCUCAUGAAUGGGGAUCACGGCAAAGAUCUGGUUCGUUGACCCCUGAUGCUGUGGCACCUAGAUUUCGUGACAGGUUUCUUCUGAAUCGUCAAAAUUCUGACAUUGCACCACUCACAAAUUCAUUCAAUGGAUGCCGAAAUGGUGAAGCUGUAGUUGAUCAUAGAGUAUCUUUUGAGAUCACAGCUGAAGGUGUUGGCAGAUGCAUAUCAAAGGAGCCAUCCUUGACCAAGCUUGUAUCUCCAUCUCUAGAGAAUGCAGAAAUUGCUGCUGAAAAGAAUGAAAAUUCAACUGAGGUGGCCAAUAGUCAGGAGGGCCACGUUGAUGCAAUAUCUGAUGACCCGUCAGAGAAAGCUUCUGCAGAUGGAGAGGAUGGGCAGCAGCCUCAGAAACAUCGGUCCAUUACUCUUGGUUCUGUUAAGGAAUUCAAUUUUGACAACACAGAUGGAGGACACUCCGAUAAGCCUAUUGGCCCCGACUGGUGGGCCAACGAGAAGGUACUUGAGGAGGGUGGGCCUUCUAAUAACUGGUCCUUCUUUCCUGUAAUGCAGCCGGGUGUGAGCUAACUGGUACCCUUUGGUGCUUGCCUCCUGGGCCAGCCCAAAUGAACCAGUGAAUUGGUUUUGAUGGUUUUAACCCCAGCUGGUAUGAUGUUUCUUGACAAGCUUUAAGGCAAAAUUGUGGAGAUGUUUUGCAGGAAUGACUAAUACAAGCAAGCUGUUUCUGAUCACUUUGUCACCUGGAAAAAGUGAUCGGGAAUGUUUUUGUUAGGAUUAGUAUGCCAUAGUAGAUUUAUAAACUAACAACGGUCUUGAAUAUUUGUCUUUCGUUGUCCCCUUCUUUUUUGUUUUUUGUAUGUAAUAUAGACUAUAGAUUUUGAACAGAGGCGACAAUGAUACCGCUGAUGAUAACAUUGAUGAUGAUGAUUUUAGUUUUUAGAUGAUCUUUAUGAAAUUGAAUAAUACCAUUGUUAAAAUUCACCAAUCA
Messenger RNA from Camellia sinensis, 2054 nucleotides. RefSeq lists its product as uncharacterized. Lineage: Eukaryota; Viridiplantae; Streptophyta; Magnoliopsida; Ericales; Theaceae. The record is from RefSeq and is a predicted model, not a curated record.